AAUUUUUUUGUAAAACAUUAAUAAUAAUAUGGAUAAAAGAACGCCCACACACUUCGUUUCUGCUGAUCUUUCUUCCUCGACGUCACGUGCUUACGUUGAGAGAGCCUUUAUUCCUCUGGUCGUAGAGCAGUCAGGAGAAGAGGAGACCUCCAGAAGAAUGCCUUCCAAUUCAAGAAUGAAGCUCUCGCUCCCUCUUCUACCCGUCCUGUUUUUGGCUUUAUUUCACUUCUCUAUUGUGUGCCUUGCCCUUUUAGCUGCCCUACCAACUGGGUACUUCUUUGUUCAUCUUCUUUUAAUGUUGAUGGCCAUCUGGUCUACACAAGACAAGAAGGGCGUACUAGUCGUAGCUGUGUAUAUAUAUUUGAUGGUCUUUUCAUUGCUCGUUGAUCUGAUAACAAUCGGUGUGUAUUGGGAUGUGCUGACAGCAUCUGGCUAUGGAAGAUUUGCAUUAUUACUGGUUUUCUCCAAUUUCUUUUCAAAGAUCCCUUCAACUAUCUACACCGUCUUUAUACUGUAUCAAAAGAGUGACGGUUUUAAAUUCUCCUUUUUGCCAGGUUCUGCGAGGAAUAAUGGCUACUCAGAGAUAAGAGAUACAGUCACUGUUGAUAUAGAGGCACCUCCUGGUAGCGAGGAAAACUCUCAAGCAGAAUAAAGAUAUUUUAAAUAAUAGCUAUAGUAGUUUUAAUUGAUAAUUUUCUCUAUCUAACUGUGUUUUGUGUGUCUAAGAGAAAAUCCAAUUCUUUGUGAGCAAUGGCAUAAAUAUUGUUAAUAUUAUUUUGUUUUUUUGAGUCGAUACUUUUUAAGAAUGAUACCAUUCAUUAUUA
This is a messenger RNA of Amphimedon queenslandica, 824 nucleotides long. RefSeq lists its product as uncharacterized. The record is from RefSeq and is a predicted model, not a curated record. The transcript has 7 exons. Gene Ontology annotation, biological process: angiotensin-activated signaling pathway. Bases 29 to 652 code for a protein of 207 amino acids. Lineage: Eukaryota; Metazoa; Porifera; Demospongiae; Haplosclerida; Niphatidae.